GUUUCAUAAACCAACGGACACACAGGCCUGGAGAAUGGGACAGUAUAUGGAAAAAUAUGGUAAACUACAUGGUACAAUACGUGAUGAUGCAAAACAAUUUACAGUUGAGUGGGUUUGUUUUGUAAAUGCCUCUAGAAAAUCUGGCCAUUUUACUCCCAUAAAGAUAGCUUGGCAAAAUGCCCAGCCUCUGCAGGUGUGCCAUUAUGUGUAGUAGUGAUGAGUGCUGAUUUACUCUGCAGUUCGGAAGGUGUACGUUGGUUAGGUUGUCACGACUUCCGCCAAAGUCGGCUCCUCUCCUUGUUCUGGCGGUGUUCGGCUGUCGACGCCACCAACUUUCUAGCCAUCGCCGCUCCAUUUUUCAUUGUUCCAUUUGUUUUGUCUUGUUCCCUGCACACCUGGUUUUCAUUCCCUAAUCACACUGCAUGUAUUUACUCCUCUGUUCCCCUCCGUGUCUUUGUGUGAAAUUGUUUAUUGUUAUGUGGUUAUUGUGGCGCGCCAGGCUAUGUUUCCAUGUUCCGUGUUUGUGCACGUUGUAUGUUCAUUUAGUACAUUAGCUUUGGUGAGUGUUUUUUCGCGCUUUGCACUUUUGCCUUUUUUUCUGGAGGUUUUGACGCAGUUUGCGUCCAUCUGUUUGUUCACUCUAGCCUGAAUAAAGUGUGCGCCUGUUCAAAACCCUCUGCUCUCCUGCACCUGACUUCGCCACCAGUACACACACCCUUGACAGAGUUCGCAGGAGCAGGUACCCAGGUCAGAGGAGUCGAGGAGCACUUGGCAAUGCUGCAUCAGCUCGGUGCCAUGAUGGAUUGCGUUGUCCAGACCAUGGACCGCUGGGAGAGACAGGAAGUCUCUCCAGCACCUCGACCAGUACAACCGGGGUUACCUCUACGCGUCCCGUUCGGAUCCAGUUCCAGUGGGAUUCCUCUCUCCCUUCCCAGGGAGUAUGAUGGGACGGCAGCACAGUGCGAGGGGUUCCACUUGCAACUGGACCUAUACCUGGCCACCGUUCACCCAGCUCCCUCGGGAAAGGAGAGAGUGUCCGCCCUCGUCUCAUGCCUCUUGGGGAGAGCUCUGGAGUGGGCAAACGCCAUGUGGGGGGAAGGAGACGCGGCGUGGGACCACUUCGAGGAGUUCACCCGUUGCUUCCGGGCCGUCUUCGACCAUUCGCCCGAAGGAAGAGUGGUGGGGGAAUGGCUCUUCCACUUGAGGCAGGGCACGAGGAGCGCCCAGGAGUUUGCCCUGGAAUUCCAGACCUUGGCCACCGGAGCAGGAUGGAACGACAGGGCCCUCAUCGACCACUACCGAUGCAGCCUGCGCGACGACGUCCGAUGGGAGUUGACCUGCAGGGAUGCCACCAUCACUUUUGACCAACUGGUGGACUCGAGGCAGCAGGCAGGGCACUCUGGCGUCACCCCAGAUGUGUCAGUGAGCCUGCUGUCCCUGGUGGUGACAGCCUGUGGCCUGGCCCUGUUCGGGGUCUCAAUCUUCGUCUCCUGGAAGCUCUGCUGGAUCCCAUGGAGGGAGCGUGGCCCCUCCCCCAGCAUCAAGGAGCCCACCCAUGGGCACCACAAUUCCCCCAUGGCACCUUUACAACCCUAUGUCCCAUCCAGGGAGUCAGUCUACACAGCCGUCGACCCACUUGUCCCAACCCUCGACCGCCGUGAGUCCCAUCGCUGCUCCAUUGUCCCUGUGGCAUCUGGGACCGUGACGGGGCCGGUGACCCCCGUAUCACCGCCCCCCAUAGCGGCGAUCAUCCCCAUCCCAGAGGCGGCCAUGAAGAUUAGCCACACGUCUCCAGACAUCCCCCUAGAGUCCCAGAGUAAAGGCCGCGAGAACGGGGUCCACACCAACCCUCGUACGCAGAGGCAGACUACUGAGCCCUCACCCUCCGUCCGGUCAAUGUCUAUACACACAGAGAUUGGGUCUAACUCUAUUCGUAGAUUAUCCGUAAACAGGUCCAACCCGGACUUUAACGUGGCCCAGUUCCAGAGACAAGACUCCCUGACUGGGAUGGGACUGGGUCUGGGCCGUCUCAAACCAGAGCUUUAUAAGCAGCGCUCCUUGGAAGGGGAUGAGGGCGGCCGGCGGGGCGGAGGCUGUGGACACCUACACUUCAUUCUCAAGUUCGACUGUGACCUGGAGCAACUAAUCGUCAAGAUCCACAAGGCGCAGGAUCUCCCCGCCAAGGACUUAUUGGGCACCUCGGACCCCUACGUCAAGAUCUACCUACUACCGGACCGGCAGACCAAGCACCAGACCAAGGUUCACCGCAAGACACUCAACCCCGUGUUCGAUGAAGUAUUCCUGUUCCCCGUGGAGUACGCUGAGCUGCCGACGCGCAAGCUGCACUUCAGUGUUUAUGACUUUGAUCGCUUCUCGCGCCACGAUAUCAUCGGCCAGGUGGUGGUGGACAACUUCCUUGAUCUGGUGGACUUCCCUGCAGAGACAAAGCUUUGCCGGGACAUCCAGUAUGUCUCCACGGAUAAUGUGGACCUGGGAGACCUGAUGUUCUCUCUGUGCUACCUGCCCACUGCCGGCAGACUGACCAUCACCAUGAUCAAGGCCAGGAACCUUAAGGCCAUGGACAUCACUGGGGCAUCAGACCCGUAUGUGAAGGUCUCGCUAAUGUGUGACGGUCGGAGAUUAAAGAAGAGGAAGACGUCCACUAAGAGGAACACUCUGAACCCUGUCUACAAUGAAGCCAUAGUCUUUGAUGUCCCCCCAGAGAACAUUGACCAGAUCGGCCUUAUGAUCGCCGUCAUGGACUACGACCGUGUAGGCCAUAAUGAGGUCAUCGGGGUGUGUAAAGUGGGCACCGAUGCAGAGCACCUGGGCCGAGACCACUGGAACGAAAUGCUGUCUUACCCGCGAAAACCCAUCGCCCACUGGCACCCGCUCAUAGAGUACCAAGGCACCACAGGUGGGAGCCAGGCAGGGUCCUGUAAUUCCCUGAAGACUCCUCCGUCUCCGUAAGCCCGUAAGCUUAACCGUCUGGUCCCUCCUGGAAUACGACCACAAGGAGAAGAGCCAGGCAGCCCAGCCCAACCGUAGGAGUACAGUCCUGCUGAGUGGUCGACAUACUGUUAUACGUCACGACCGUGUGCGGUCGAUCUCCUGGUUAUCAGAGACCAAUUAUUGUCUGCUCUGCGUCUCUGGGACAGGACGUUUGCAUGGGGAGUUGGAUUGAUUCAGUUGCAUGUUGAGUAACCACAUAAUAUGGUUGUUUUCUUUUUAUUCAGUUCCAAAAAGAAAAUCGAUGACAAAAACAACCAGGAAGUUUUAACAGUUUUGUCUAAGCCUGAGUUUGAAGUAACCCUUUAUUACAUUAGUCUUGUUCUACCUGUUUUUAAUGGGGUGUGUCUGUAUUGCACAGUGUACUUAAAAACAACCAGUUGAACUGACAUACAUAUUUCAUUUGGAAACGGUGCAUGAGGUCAUGGUUUUUGGUGGAAUAUCUUCUCCUCAGUUUCUUUCGGUUUCUGUUCUUGGAAUAGAAUGUUGUGUCGGAUGAUCACAUGACAUGUGCAGUGGCAAUUCAUUUCUUAGACUUAGUACCAGUACGUAAAAAUGUCCUUUCAAUUGUUAUCAAUAAAUAUUUAUUAAUAAAUACA
This is a messenger RNA of Salvelinus fontinalis (brook trout), 3608 nucleotides long. Its product is annotated as synaptotagmin-9-like. Gene Ontology annotation, biological process: cellular response to calcium ion; regulation of dopamine secretion; regulation of calcium ion-dependent exocytosis. NCBI's taxonomy places the organism in Eukaryota, Metazoa, Chordata, Actinopteri, Salmoniformes, Salmonidae. Gene Ontology annotation, molecular function: calcium ion binding; clathrin binding; SNARE binding. Gene Ontology annotation, cellular component: dense core granule; membrane. The transcript has 7 exons. Bases 775 to 2970 code for a protein of 731 amino acids. The record is from RefSeq and is a predicted model, not a curated record.